Messenger RNA from Coregonus clupeaformis (lake whitefish), 1197 nucleotides. RefSeq names its product putative methyltransferase DDB_G0268948. Gene Ontology annotation, molecular function: S-adenosylmethionine-dependent methyltransferase activity. The record is from RefSeq and is a predicted model, not a curated record. The coding region runs from base 247 to 1101 and encodes 284 amino acids. NCBI's taxonomy places the organism in Eukaryota, Metazoa, Chordata, Actinopteri, Salmoniformes, Salmonidae. The transcript has 6 exons.
UUCGGAAUCCUGUGAGAGGGACCUGGCAAAGUUGCUUGCGUGGAAUUUUCAGCUGAGAGAGAAACACACAGUCCAUUGCAUUGUUUAAGGUGAUUUUGUUAUAUUUGACAUUACAAUUGUAAUGAUUAACAGGUCCUAGUGACGGAGCAGAUCAGUCUCUGUAUCCGUGUCUGUGUGUCUGCUGAGUCACUACAAGCUGGAGGGAGCUCUAGACUAGCAGAGCAGACGACAGCAGAGCAGAGCACCAUGACCUACCGUCUGUUUGAGGAGAAACACCAUGCUUCCAUCUACCAGAGGUACCGCUUUGUACCUCCAGAGGAGAUCAGAGACAUCAUCCUGCAUUACCUGGAAAGGAAGGUGAGCCAAGCAAAGAAAGGCCAGCCCCAUGUCCUAGCUGUGGACCUGGGCUGUGGGACGGGGCAGAACUCACGCCUGCUGGCCCCACACUUCCAGGAGGUGGUGGGCAUCGACAUCAGCGAGUGCCAACUGGAGGAGGCCAGGGCAGUGGCAGGUUUCAACAACAUCACCUACAGGAAAGGGACUGCAGAGGAGCUGCCGUUUCCGGAUGGUUCUGUGGACCUGCUGACUGCAGCCUCAGCGGCCCACUGGUUUGACCAGCAAAGGUUCCUCUUGGAGGCAGGCCGGGUCCUGAAGCCUUGCGGCUGCUUGGCUCUGCUGGGCUUUGCUGAUAACAUCAGACUCCAUUACGGCUCAUGUGGGGACAGACUCACUGACAUCUAUGAUGAGUUCAAGAAGGUGCUGUUACCAUACACCAGCACACAGGUAGCAGUGGCCAACACCAAACUACAGGAUCUUUACGCCGCCAUCCCCUUCCCUGACAAAGAGAGUGUGUGGGUAUCUACUUCUUUCAGGAUUGAGUGUAUCCCACUGAAGCAGCAGAUCUCAGUGAGGAACAUAGUGGGCUUCAUAGAGUCCUUCUCCAUGUACCAGGCCUUCCAGAGGGCCGAGCCUGAUGCUGCCACCGCACUGCUGCAGAGAACACACGACAGGUUUCUGAAGGAGAUGGGAGUCACAUCACCAGACACACUCAUGGAAGUGACACUGGAGUAUUUCUGUGUCCUGGCAUCUAAACCGGAGUGAACACUAUAUUACAUUUUUUGGUCAUUUUAGCAGACGCUCUUAUCCAGAGUGACUCACAGUUAGUGAGUGCAUAUAUUUUCAUACUGGCCCCCCGUG